This is a messenger RNA of [Candida] anglica, 1827 nucleotides long. Lineage: Eukaryota; Fungi; Ascomycota; Pichiomycetes; Serinales; Debaryomycetaceae. The record is from the annotation of a GenBank genome assembly.
AUGUCCAAUGAAAGUGUGAAUGAUAUAUCAGAUUCAGAUAAUUUAAUAGAAUCUUCAAAUGUAUCUUCUCCAACAUCUCUUAAACAUGGAGGAGGAACUGGUGGAGGUCAAGAGUUUCUUCGUCCUAAUCUUUUAAGUUAUCAAUCCAGAUCAUCCAACAAUGUCAAUAGAAUAAGAUCUAAUUCUUUAAAUCAAAGUGAAAAAUCUCUUCGACAACAUCGAGAUUCAUUUCUUCAACAUAAUCCAUUAGUUGAUGAAAAUAGUAAAUAUUUUGGGGUACCGUUGGAAGAAGCUAUAUUACAAGCCAAUGCCAAGAUUUCUGUAUCAACUUCAGAUAGUGGGAAAGUUCAAUAUGGUCAUAUUCCAUUGGUUGUUGCUAAAUGUGCCAUUUAUAUUAAAUCUAAUGGAUUAAAUGUAGAAGGUAUCUUUAGAGUUGGAGGUUCAUCUAAACGAUUAAAAGAAUUACAACAUAUUUUCAAUACCCCACCUGAUUUUGGGAAAAAAUUGAAUUGGGAAGGUUAUACUGUUCAUGAUGCAUCUUCAAUAUUAAGAAGGUAUUUAAAUGCAUUACCUGAACCCCUUAUACCACUUGAUUUAUAUGAAGAGUUCCGAUCUCCAUUAAUGAGUCGACCAAGAAUUAUUAAUUAUUUGAAAUAUAAAGCUGAAAACCCUAAACGGAAGAAGGAACAAGUGACACCCAACGAAGUUGAAGUUGAAGGUGAAGAGGGAACGAUAGAUGGAGUACUUGAACUGGGAGGAGAAUUCGCCGGCGAAAAUAAUGUUCAAUCUUCAUUUAAUAAUAAUAAUAACAAUAAUAAUAACAAGAAUUUAUAUGAUUCAUCCAAAGCUGAACCUCUUACAGAAGCUAAUAUUGAUAGAUUAAAUCAAGUAUCUUCUUCGUCAUCUCCUCAACCAAUACCUUCAAACCCAAGUGUUCCACCAGAACAACCAUUUACAUCUAAUCGUGAAGAAUCUCAAAGUCCAAGUGAACUUGAAGUAAAGAAACCGAAAAAGACGAAAAAUUAUAGAAAACUUACACAAGAAGUUCAUGAAGCCAUUGAUUUGUAUAAAGAAUUAAUCGAAAGUUUACCAUCAUUAUCCAAACAAUUAUUAUUUUAUAUUUUGGAUUUACUUUCAAUGGUUCAAUUACAAUCUGAAGAAAAUUUGAUGUCUUCAAGAAAUUUAGCAGCAAUUUUCCAACCUUCAAUUUUAUCACAUCCAAAUCAUGAUUUAGAUCCAGUGGAAUAUGCGUUAUCACAAGCCGUGGUUGAAUUUUUAAUUCAAUAUUCUUAUAAACUUUUACCUGAAAAUGGAGAAGAAGAAGAACAAGGAGAUGUUGAAGAUUCUACCAAGGCACAACCCAUUACACAAUCUACAAAAUUACCUACUGAGACUGGCUCUGUUGAAUCUCUGCUUCCAAAGAAUUUAACUACACCAUUACAAAUAUAUAACCGACAACAUAGCCGUUCUAUAAGUUCAGCCCAAUCUCAAGAUAUUGGCUGUUACAGUGGGAGUGGGAAUAGAUUACCAAUUGUUGAUCUGGAUAAUGAAGUUCAUUCACUUGAAUCUGGAAUCACUGAUGAUGAUGAAAUAUCAAAUAUCAAUAAAUCUAAUCUUAGUUUAGAUUUUAAAGUAAGCAAGAUGAAUAUUGAUAGUGUUUUAGAUCAAUUGGAUAUGGAACAGAAUAAUAUACUGAAUGAACCACCCAUUGUCGGUACAGGAUCUGGUUCGUUGAAGAAAUUAUCAGAAAAUACAUCCAAAUCUACUGAAUUUGAAUCUACACCUGUUGCAAUUGUGGUUUCCACUGCAAAUGAUGAACAUCAUUAA